CUACAUUCAUACAGAGGACUGUGUGAACGUUUCUUCGAAAACUGCUUUGGAAAGCCCUCGCCAAACAACAUGCGCACGGAAGGUUGAGCCCCCGCGCUACUCCAUGAAUGGGGAACGCAUGUGGUGGCGCCUCGUCUAGCUCACAUAGUCCUCCAGCUACUCCAGCCGCGGCUGCCGGGCAUCCCACCGCGGCCUCAGCGCAGGCGCAGGCAGACAGAUUCGCACGGGAGCCAGCCUCACGACCAGCAGCAACACAACAGGCGGGGACAGGGCAAGCGGGGUCGUCCGCGGGCCCCACAGGCGGGGCACCUGGACGGGUUGAGAGUGGAGCCGCGCCGGCACAGUCCUUGGCAUCCAGCCAUCCCAACGCCGCGGCAUCAGCGUCGCAGUCGACGGGGGCUCCAGCAGCCCCCCGCACGCCAAUCAUGACCACUACGGCAGCUGACCGCAAAGCGGCCGAUGAACUGAAGGCAGAAGGAAAUGCGCUAUUCACAAAGGGCAAGUAUGCUGCUGCCAUCGAGAAGUACACGGAGGCUGUGACGCUGAGUCCGGACUGGCCGGUGCUAUACGUGAACCGGGGAAUGGCUGCCAGGAAGAAGGGCGACUGGGAGCGAGUGGAGGCGGACGCGUCACUGGCGCUGGGGCUGGUGGGCGGCAGCAGCGAGAGCCGCGAGGCCAUGAAGGCCCACUACCUGAUGGGGCUGGCCAUGGGGCAGCGCGGGCAGCAUGAGCGCUCCACACACCACCUGAAGAAGGCUCUGGCGGCGGCCCGUGAGGCCAAUGACAACAUCAAGGAUGAGAUCUGGCGCGAACUGGCCGCUGCCAACUACUCCAACUGGCAGACGGAGACGGCCGCGCGCAAGUCCACCAACGCGACGCUGCGGAGACAGCUGCUGGAGCUGAUGGGGAAGCGGCAGGAUGAGCCCCUACCGGCGGAGUGGGAAUCGUUGUUUCGCGCGGCGGCCUGGCAGGACACGGCCAGCGAGGCGCCCUCGCAGUUCACUUGCCCGCUGACCAUGGAGAUCUUCCGUGACCCGGUGGUGGCGCCCAGCGGCCGCAGCUACGAGCGCACGGCGCUGCUGGAGCACCUCAAAAAGGUGGGCAAGUUUGACCCCAUUACGCGACAGCCUAUCGCCGGCGAGGAGGCACUGGUUCCAAACGUCAGCCUGCGGGCGGCCAUUGAGCUUUACCUGGAGGAGCAUCCGUGGGGCUGGGCUGAGGUCAAGUAAGGACUGAGGAUUUGGGAGGAGGCAGGGCAGACGGGCGUUGAGUACGAUUGUGCAUGCGAUGGGACAGGGCUGUGGUCAAGGCAGUGGCGGGCAAGGUCGUGGUGAGUUAGGGUGGUUCGUCAGCCAGGGCUACAGGGCGCUGCGCUGCGUGGGCUACAGGGCAGCUUGCAGCUGUAGCAAAGAUCUCUUCAGGGCGCCCGUGUGGAGCUGCGUCACGGCACGGUAUGUGGUCUGACGUCAGCAGCAGGGAGCUAGGAGCAAGUGGAGAAGGUAGUGUCUGACCGCGCGAGUCUUACGUCUCCGCGCGCGAGGGAGGUUUGGGUUGAAGCCCUGGCCCCCUGCAUGCAGUGGACGGUGCCAGGGCGAGCAUAGCUUUACGCCAGUAUUUCGCGUCACACGAUGUACUAGUAAUUGCGGCGUCCAAGCCACCAGGACU
This is a messenger RNA of Chlamydomonas reinhardtii, 1665 nucleotides long. RefSeq lists its product as uncharacterized. Gene Ontology annotation, cellular component: cytoplasm. The record is from RefSeq and is a predicted model, not a curated record. Lineage: Eukaryota; Viridiplantae; Chlorophyta; Chlorophyceae; Chlamydomonadales; Chlamydomonadaceae. The coding region runs from base 426 to 1229 and encodes 267 amino acids. Gene Ontology annotation, biological process: proteasome-mediated ubiquitin-dependent protein catabolic process; positive regulation of proteolysis; protein quality control for misfolded or incompletely synthesized proteins. The transcript is spliced from 8 exons. Gene Ontology annotation, molecular function: ubiquitin protein ligase activity; protein-folding chaperone binding.